Gamsiella multidivaricata is the source of this 908-nucleotide messenger RNA. RefSeq lists its product as uncharacterized. NCBI's taxonomy places the organism in Eukaryota, Fungi, Mortierellomycota, Mortierellomycetes, Mortierellales, Mortierellaceae. The transcript is spliced from 2 exons. The record is from RefSeq and is a predicted model, not a curated record. The coding region runs from base 51 to 779 and encodes 242 amino acids.
CUCCCUUACUCCUUCACACAUUCCUCUCUCCCCCACCAAAAGUCAUCAUCAUGAGGACCACUACCUUCUUCGCCUUCUUCAUGGCCAUGUCCGUCAUGUUCUGCAGCGCCUUCGCCUCGGCCGAGAACACUCUUUGGAGGCGUCCCCCUCCGACCUGUGACGCCUAUGAAGCCACCCUCGACCUCUUGGUAAAGGAUUGCGAGGCCAUUGUUGUCAAGGCCUUUGCUGGUGUCUACGCCGAAGCCUAUAUUGCCGCUGUUGUCGAAGCCAAGCUCGAAGUUGAUGUCAAAGUCCUUUUCGGCCUUGUUGAUGUCGAUGUCAAGGCCAAGCUGUUUGCUGCUAUCGUGGCCUCGGUCAAGGCUGCUGUCGAGGCUGAGGUUGAGCUUGCAAUCCAGCUCAAAUUCACCGCCGAAUUGAGGGCCAAGCUUGCUGCCAUCAUCAUUAAGCAAUGCCCCACCAAGGAUGCCGCCUGCAUUAAGCGCAAUGCCAGGGAGAUCGUCUCUGAGGUUUCCAAGUUGACCAUCGAUGCCGCGGCUGCGAUCGUUCUCGAGAUCAAGGCCGAGCUCGCUGCUAAGAUCAAGGCUGCCAUCGAUCUCCAAGUUAAGGCGUCGAUCAACUUGCUCCUCGCCACGAUCACGGUCACCGGUGAGGUCGAUGUCUUUGCUGAGAUCUUCGUCAAGAUCGAGGCUGCUGUUGGCUUGUGCGUCAAGGCCUUCGCCGCUAUCCUGGUUCAGGAGGAGCUCAAGAUCAAGGAGAUCUGCCCCGCUAAUUCGUUGUAAUAGAAUCUUGACACUCUGUCAUUCUUGACUAACCUCCUCUCCCCUCCCCCAUUUUUCUCCUUUCGACUAAACCGCUUCAAGUUGUCCUAUUUUUCGAAAUAAACAUCAAUGUUUAAAGGUGUCAUGGUG